Messenger RNA from Anopheles moucheti, 342 nucleotides. Its product is annotated as small lysine-rich protein 1. The coding region runs from base 1 to 342 and encodes 113 amino acids. NCBI's taxonomy places the organism in Eukaryota, Metazoa, Arthropoda, Insecta, Diptera, Culicidae. The transcript has a single exon. The record is from RefSeq and is a predicted model, not a curated record.
AUGGCCGGCAAGGGCAAAAAAAAGAAAGGAGCAAAGGAUACGUCCGGUGGGGGCAGUGCGGGUGGUAGCGGUGGGGCCGCCGGUGGGUCGAGCACACCGGCCAAGGAUAAGCCGGAGGCAGAGGAGGGCGACGAGGAGGACGGUGAGGCAAAACCGAAAAAGGGCAAAGGCAAGAAGGGGAAGGGCAAGGGUGGCAAGUCGUCCAAGUUCCAGGGUGACAUCUUUAACGAGGCGGCCAUGGAGAACGCGUACUACAUCUGUCACAACAUCCAGGACGUGCUAAAGUCGCGCGGAUUCGCCUGGCCGGAGGGCCAAAAGAAGAAAAAGAAGGGCAAAAAGUAA